Messenger RNA from Drosophila bipectinata, 3346 nucleotides. RefSeq lists its product as uncharacterized. Gene Ontology annotation, molecular function: microtubule binding; beta-tubulin binding. NCBI's taxonomy places the organism in Eukaryota, Metazoa, Arthropoda, Insecta, Diptera, Drosophilidae. The record is from RefSeq and is a predicted model, not a curated record.
GAAGUACUGUCACAUAAACACAAACAUACAAUAUUAAAAUUAUAUCUUUAUACGAGUAGAAACGUAUUUUUCAAAUCAAGGAUGCCUGCAGAAUUGAUUCCCAAGAUUGUUCUGAUCCCGGCGUCGGAAGUUACGGAACGGGAGGCCAAGUAUGUGACUCGUCUGAAUGAUGUUACCACUAGUGGGGACCUAGUUAAAAAAUCCGAAAAGGAGUUUCAUCAAUUGGAGACCCUUCGUACUCACAACGAUCACUGGGAGCAUUAUUUGCGAUGCGAUGGCAUUCCCAGACCUUAUGUGCCCGUCGAUGUUAGAACUUUUAUUGCCAAAAUACGGCAUUAUGACGAUAUCGAGGCGAGAAGAGCGGUCAGCUGGACUUUGUCGAUAGAUGAGAGAAGCAUUCUUAAUCAGAACAUAUUCCGGACGGACAAGACCAGGGAUAAAAUGCGCGCCAACAAGGAUAAUCCCGGAGCUCACUAUGAAAAUGAUAUACAGUUGUGUCUGGAAACCCUGAAGCAAAUGGAUACAAUGCUGGAUAAUGAAGCUGAGCUGGAAAAUUUAUCCAACAAGGUUCAGUAUGAAAUAAUGGAAACUUAUUCAGAGCUCGAGAAGGAAGUCGAUAGCCUUUUCAAUCGGCUCACAUAUCGAAUAAUGCAUAUGCAAUCGGCUUAUAUGAUUACUGAAGAUAACAAAGUGGCCACCUGGAGCCAUCGGUGUGGUCCAUGGCAAAUGGACUUGUGGGGUCUUUUGAACGUUUCCGUACUUUUCGACCAACUAGAAAUUCCAGUCAUGUUGGCCACUUUUGAAACCACCAAAGUGACUGUCCAGGUGCCCAUGAGUAUGUUUGCAGAUUGCAUGACCCUUCGCAGCAUUCACACAGAGUUCGAUAAUUUUUCCCAAUAUGCAAAAAGUUUUGAGCCGCCGCUUAUAACAAGUUCCAAUUAUCCCAAUGCCGGGAUAUCGGAUAUGCAGGAUUCCGUGAUUACCGAAUGGCUUAUGCAACAGGACCUCCAGGAGGAGACAUUGUCUGAGAUGUUGCGGCGGCGGGAGGAGUACGAGGAAGUUAUGGAAGAUAUUGCCAUGAAGGUCGAACAAGCGGCCAAGGAGGCCAAGGCUGGUGACCAAUCGAAAGGACCAAAGAUAAUAAUACCAAAAGCUCCAAAGGAGCCGCCAUUAGUUCCGCCCAACAUGUUUCCCGAUAUCUACAAUGAUUUUAUUAGAAUAGAGGAUUACCAGAAUACGGCAUUUCUCGACGAGGUUUAUCAUCCGCGGAAUCUCCAUUUGUUUCCUAACGAGAUCAACUUAAGGGAGUACAUCAUCCAGGGUGGCAUCUACUCGAUUAUGUUUGUGCGGCGACCCGACCAGACCGAGUUCUCCAAGUUCAACAUUGUGUGGCACGAGGACGAUCGACUGUUGUACACGAUGCCCCAACUGGUGGCUGAGACGGGGCGCAAUCAGCGUGCCACCGAAAUGUUGCGAAAGAGCCGGCCAACAUUAAUGACUCCGGCGAACGCCAGACUAGAAGAAUCCGAUCUGCCCUUCUUCCACGUCACCAUCCAACUGCCGCCAGAUUUGUGCAGGUGGAGCGUACCUGAGGUAUGCCAAUAUCUGACAGAGAACCAAAUAGUACCACCUGAACCCAGACGCCUGGCUUCCGAAUUGCUCUACGCCGGGGAUACCUACAGAGGUCUCUCCACCUCGGCAUCUUUUCAAGGCAGUGUUCGGCACAGCACUCGAUUGUCCGUGGAUUCUACAACUAAUAUCUUUCGACCCACCAUCCGGAUGAUGCUCCGGCAAAGCCAUUUCGAAAGUGUUAUAGGAAGACCUUCCGCCACUGUUUUGCUCAAGGAAUUUAAACUAAAGGACAAACAGCUGAACAAGCUGGAGAUACGAAAUUUGCAGAGACAUGCCAUUCCGCGGAUGAUCUCUUCAUUUAAAUUGCCUGCAGACGUUCUCGAUGACAUGCCAGAUCUGGAUGCACCCUCUAACAAAAAGGGUCUAUUUAAGCGACAGGAUGCUGAUGUAGUGGCAAAGAGGCCGGAACUGGGCUUUAGCUACGAGGACCAGUUGGAUACACCAGAGCGGAUGUAUCCCUUCUUUCCGCGUGUGGAGGUGGUGCAGCUUGAUGACUCUGACGAUUUCGAGUACACCGACGAGGACGAACCGCAGCAGCUUAAAGCGGGUACAUCACACACCAUGCACCAAUUGGUCCAGGAUCUGGACGACAUCAAAACCAAAUAUACGGCCAAGCCAAAUGAAUUACUUAAUCAGCCCGAUGAGCCGGAAAAGAAGGCGGCUAAGGAAAAGGUCAAGGAGGAAGUCGUCGGAGAAGCCCCGCCGCCCACCAAGAAGGACGAAAGCGACUGGCAGGCGAAGACGACCGGCAGGCGAAGAACCAAGCGAUCCUUGCCUUUCAAGACAGACUCUCAAAUUCGGGUCUCGGAAAAAGUGGAAGAGGUGACCCACUGGACGACAAAGUACAUCGUUGAUGCAGAGGUCGAUAAGGUCACCCACAAGCUCACCUUUAAAACGGAUCGCCUGGGUAUUAUUGGACUCGCCUUUAAGCGGUAUGACCAUUUCCCCUUCCGAGAAUGGUCUCUACAACCCAAUGAGGAGAAUCCGGACGAGAUGAUCUUUGCCGUGGAUAGUUUCCAUGUACGCAUAUUAUUUUAUAUCAGUGCCAAGGGAGUGCGUGGUUAUGUGACGGACAUAAUCAAAGGAUAUGCCGCCAAGCCGGUAAAGUAUUUGGAAAUCCCGGAACCGAUUAUUGACUUUAAACAAUUACGCAAGAUUUUUUUAGCAAAAAACAUAAACAUAUUCGCUGAAAAUGAUGCCUGCUUCUAUAUCACAAACGGUUACUAUUCACUGAAACACGUGGCUACUGAGCAGCAUACCUACAGAAUGAUGGCCCUCCACUGCAAGAGCAUGAAGUUCUAUCGAUCGAGCUGGAAUCGCCUGGCCAAUCGCCGCGACAUUAUAAUGGGAAUGAAGAUAGCCAAGGAUAAUAGCGACUACUCAGAGGUUGUCGUACGCAUUCGACCCGAGGACACCACCUUUGUAACCGUCACUGAGAAUUGUUCAGACCAAGAGAAUGUGAUUGUGCUAUCCUAUCAAAAUACGUGGCGUAAUAUUGGACAUUUCACGGACCUUCAUCAAGCGGUGUGCUCAAUGUCUCCCACUGCCUUGGAAUUGCGAAAUAAGGAUACUUUGCUCCUUUUUUACGUUAAGAAAAUGCUGACUCAACUUCGACCGUUGAGCUUUUCAUAGGAUUAAUUCAAUUUUUCGAUAUCCAAUCUUGUAUACAUGUAUCUACUACGAUUCUACCUUUCACUGAAGAGAAUAGAAUAAU